Molecule: messenger RNA, 886 nt
Organism: Triticum dicoccoides
Lineage: Eukaryota; Viridiplantae; Streptophyta; Magnoliopsida; Poales; Poaceae
Product: anthranilate phosphoribosyltransferase, chloroplastic-like
Exons: 3
Coding region: 28-261 (77 amino acids)
Biological process (GO): L-tryptophan biosynthetic process
Cellular component (GO): cytosol
Molecular function (GO): anthranilate phosphoribosyltransferase activity
Source: RefSeq, a predicted model, not a curated record
CAGAUCGUCGGGCUGGACAAGGUGAUAAUGAGCAACUGCGUCCGUGUCGAGGGGCUGCACGCCGCCAUAGACAUUGUCGGCACCGGCUGCAACGGCGCGGACACUGUCAACAUCUCCACCGGCUCCACCAUCCUCGCCGGCGCCAAGGUGGCCAAGCAAGGGAGCAUGGCGAGCUCGUCGGCCUGCGGCAGCGCCGAUGUGCUUGAGGUGUUGGGUGUCAACAUCGAGUUGGGACCCGAGUAUGUGUGCGUCGAUUUCUAAUACCAGCGAAUGCAAAUCAUACCGCAAGGGGUGCCUCCUGCUACUGGAGAUAGAUUGUGACUUGUCGGAUGCAACAGCCGUUAGUAUCAAGCAUCACUUGAUGUAUUCCUUGAGGAGUAAUCAGACUAUCAGAGGCACCUUUUGGCUGCUUUGACUUUUCUAUAUGUUUUUUUAGGGAACUUUUCUAUAUGUUAGUACUGCAAAGUAGCACGGGCAUUUUACCAACCACCGUGAUUUAGGCAAACAUACACCCCCUUUUCAAAGUUACUCACACAAUUGGUCCAACUGAGCAAAAACCAAGGUUGCAUGGUGCUACAUACUUUUCUUAACCACUCAAAAUACGCAAUGACACCCACUUUUGUGUCACAUAAACUACAUUCUAUGGAGUUGAUUGUUGGUCACAACCUUUUUUGCAAUAUUUAUUCCAGAUCUGGCAGCUUUGUGCAUUAUAUAGCUGCAUAGUCGACCAACAUGUCGCUUAUUUGCUUAUAGUAUUUAUUAUUCUUUCAGUCAUGCAUGGAAAGGUAUCUGUCCUUGAACUUCUUACCCUCACAUCUUAUAUUUCAGUCAUGUUUGUGCAUCUUAAGAAAACCUGGUGUGUUAAUUUUUGUUAUUCCCUUUUCUG